UCUCUCACGUCCACCGGCUUUAUCAGUACGCAGUUAAAGUGGAGCGUUUUUGCAGUCUCCUGCUAUAAUGUGGUUUGUUAUGCAUUCCUAGAUAAAAAAAAAAUAUGAGUGAGAGAUAUUCUCAAAGUAUCUCAGAGCGCAGGGGCACAUAAACAGCUGCAAGCUAGCGGCAGCUUUAGAAGAGGAGGGCAGUACCGCGCAGCGUCGCGCGCUGCUAGCUACCCGUACAGCUGUUGACAGGCAGCAACUCCGCACAAACUGCACAGAGUCUCCGUCCAUCCCGCUAGAGGGACGUUGACGGCCAAGAGGGGGAAAUGAACGAGCUGGUGAAGAGUUUACCCUCCCCGACCCUCCCUGGGCUGCACCUCCCGUGUCUGGACACCCACAAAGGCUGGCUCUUUAAAUGGACCAACUAUCUGAAAGGAUACCAGCGGCGGUGGUUCGUCCUCAGCAACGGCCUGCUGUCCUACUACAGGACUCAGGCUGAGAUGGCCCACACUUGCCGGGGUACAAUUCCUUUGGCAACAGCACACAUUGAGGUUGGUGACACCUGCCACUUGGUGUUAACCAGUGGUGGCCGAAGCUACCACCUGAAGGCCACCUCUGAGGGAGAGUGUCAGAGAUGGGUGUCAGCUCUGCAGCAGGCCAAGGCCAAUGCCACCCUCCUGAUGCAUCAUUCAGAUGACUCAGGAGAUGAAGCCCCUGUACCUCAAGAAGACCGUGCUCUAACCCAAGGAGUGCUCAAGUCUCUGGCCAGCAAGCUGGAGGAUCUGAGCACCUGUAAUGAGCUGAUAGGAAAGCACGGUGCUGCCCUCCAGCGCUCCCUCAGCGAGCUUGAGGAACUGCGUGGAUCUACUGACAGCCCAGAUAAAGUGAAAGCUGUUAAUGAGCGAGCCACCCUCUUCCGCAUCACCUCCAAUGCUAUGAUCAAUGCUUGCCGUGACUUUUUGGAUGUGGCCGAAUCUCACAGCCGAAGGUGGCAGAGGGUUCUGCACUAUGAGAGAGAACAGCGUCACCAUCUGGAGGAGACCAUUGAACAGUUAGCCAAACAGCACAACAGCCUAGAGAGAGCCUGGAGGGAGAAGCCCACCUCAUAUACAGGCGUGGAUCGGUCACAGGAGGGGGAUGCAAGUGAUGAGAAUGAUGAUGCAGAGUUCUUUGAUGCCAUGGAGGACUCUCCAGCGUUCAUUACUGUGACUGCUACUGGCAACAUACAACACAAGCGCUCAGGGAGUAAUCAGAGUAUGAUGAGUGGAGGAGUUCCCAAUGACUGGACUCACAAUGAGAAUGACACCUCAGGCACAAAUCACAUGCAACUACAAAGAACAAGGCGCAGCCGUAUUCCUGACAAACCAAAUUAUUCCCUUAACCUGUGGAGCAUUAUGAAGAACUGUAUUGGCAAAGACCUCUCCAAGAUACCCAUGCCUGUAAACUUCAAUGAGCCGUUGUCAAUGCUGCAGCGUCUGACAGAGGAUCUGGAAUACAGUGAGCUGCUGGACCGGGCAGCUCGCUGCGACUCAUCUCUGGAGCAGAUGUGCCUUGUGGCUGCCUUUUCUGUAUCCUCCUACUCCACCACAGUCCAUCGUACAGCCAAGCCAUUCAAUCCUCUGCUUGGGGAAACUUAUGAACUGGACCGACUGGAGGAGAAUGGGUAUCGCUCCAUCUCUGAGCAGGUCAGUCAUCAUCCACCAGCUGCUGCCCACCAUGUGACGUCCCAGCGAGGAUGGACUCUGUGGCAGCAUAUAACCAUUGAUAGCAAGUUUCGCGGGAAAUAUAUUUCUGUUGUGCCCUUAGGUAACAUCCACCUGCAGUUCCACUCAGGUGGAAACCACUAUGUGUGGAGUAAAGUCACAUCAACAGUACACAACAUUAUUGUAGGGAAGCUGUGGAUUGAUCAGUCUGGAGACAUUGACAUUGUCAAUACCACAACAAAGGACACCUGCCGUCUUAAAUUCUCCCCAUAUAGCUACUUCUCCAGAGAAGUCCCGCGCAAAGUGACAGGAGUUGUGGAGGACAGAGAGGGCACAGCUCACUGCAUCCUGUCGGGAACCUGGGAUGACAAAAUGGAAAGUGCUAAAAUAGUGGAAAGCAGCCAAGGAUGUGGAGGCUCUGAAGGCAAACAAAAAACAGUUUAUCAGACUCUACAGCCCAAACUGCUGUGGAAGAAAUAUCCUCUGCCAGAUAAUGCAGAGAACAUGCACUUUUUCUCCUCCCUGGCCCUGACCUUGAAUGAGCCAGAGGAGGGUGUUGCACCCACUGACAGUCGUCUGAGGCCAGACCAGCGACUAAUGGAAGCAGGUCUGUGGGAUGAAGCAAACAUCCAAAAGCAAAGACUAGAAGAGCGACAGAGACUAGAGAGGAAAAGAAGAGAGGCACAAGCUAAUAAGGCCCUGGAGGAAGGGCAAGACAUUGAGGGUUACCAGCCACUGUGGUUUGAGAAGAGAACGGAUGAAAAUACAGGAGAAAUCACUUACAUCUACAGAGGUGGCUACUGGGAAGCCAAAGAAAGACAAGACUGGAGCCAGUGUCCUCAGAUCUUCUAGGACAAAAUGCCCCUUGGUGCUGGAGCAUCAGAAAGGCUAAAUGACUCCUUGUGAUGUAAGAACACACUAACAGUUGUUUGUCUGAGUUAUGAUAUGCAUGUGUGAGUGAACAUCAGCUGCUCACGCCCAGAUUUUCAAGCACAAAAACUCCUGCUUCUGCUUUCUAAUUUUCUUGCUUCUGCUCUGCUGUGUUUUCAGAAUGCAUGGCUUCAGUUUGUGUUAAUGCUUCAGCACAGUAGAGAACUAAUUUAUGGGAGCAUUUCAAGUUCUUUGUGCCUGGUUGUCUGCGUGAUUGACAUGUGGUUCACAGAGAACUAAUUUCUGCACUGAAGCAGUCCUCAUGGGAUAACUUGGGGGCAUGGAUGUCUAGUACAAGCACUGAAUGUCUCGUUCUCCUCAAAGCUGGAACAAACUGUUCAUUGCUGGGCUCUGGCAGAGAUACCAGGCUUUGAAGGAAUGGGACAAAGCCUGCUCCUGAGCUUUAAGGCUUUCUCACCAGAACUUAAUUUACUGAUCUGUACAGAUUCUGUUGUGACUUUUACUACUUUCCUCUCAAAACUGCACACAGUUAACCUGAAAAUGUACUUUUUUUUCCUGACUGGCCUGUAACGAACAACUGCUAGGCCAUAAAAACCAAAGCAGAUGUCAAUCUCUUUGGAAUGACAGCUGACUGAGAACACCGAGCUGGUUUACAGGUAAUCACUGUUUCUUUUGGUUAUAUUAAAAUUUAUUCCACCAGUUUAACAACUUUGCUUCAUUUCACCACUGAACUUAGUUACAGAGAACACGACAGAGCCUGGUGUUAGACAGGCAGUUUCACAUAAUGCUUUUAAACGUUUCCUAAGCAGACAGAGUCUAAAUGAAGUCAUUUAGAUGUAUUAACCCUCUAAGCGCCAUAAUCUCAAAAUUGGGACAAGCUGCAGACCAGAAAAAAAGCUUAAACCUGUUACCACCUUCCACCAUGAAAUGGUGAUGAUGUGAAUCUUCAAUGUAACACAGUUGGUUGGGAGGAGAGGGUGGGGGAGGCAAAUUAGAGGGUCUAUUCAAAGUUUAUAAGGAAACUGCAUUUGAAAGACUUCAUACAGAGCCAAUAAGGAAACGUGCAUAGUCUGUGAGUAUGUAUGCAACAUAUCAAAAUGCUUUUUCUCUGUGGAUGAAGUACUUUUUCAGCCAUUAGCCAUCUCUGAUUCUGGAGGGGAAAAUUUGCCUCCUGAAGAUGACGAGUGGUCAUCUAGCGACAACGAAAGUGAUGCUUGUGUUAGAAAUCAUGGGGUAUCUGUCCAUAAUAAUAACGUACCUGAACACAUCUUCCAACCUGUCAUGCCACAAUACAAAAUUAGAUGAGUAAUUUUACUUCCAUUUUAAACUCUGGUUUAUAUUCAACUUUUUUUUAUCAUUUACAGUAUGUCUUUAAAAACUUUGCCGCCUAAAGGGUUAAUAGGUGUAUGAAAUGAUGGAGGGUGUUACUGAAAUUUUGAGCUGGAUCCAAAAAUGGGACUAAGUGUCGGGAUAUGCUGCUUGUACUAUGUCUGUUUUAAUCAUUCCUUUUAUUAUCUGUCUCUUAUUUAUACAUUCUAAUAAGAAUACUGGUAUACCGUAUGAGUAAUUCAGAAAUACAGUUACAAUAGACCUUUUUUUUCCUCAUCAGCCUGCACAUAAUCUUCUACACAAUCAAACAGAUUUUUUUUUUUUUUUAUUGAUUUCAAACAACUCAAGUUUCCAGUUUACAUAACUAUUAGAAUCUUUUGUUAUUACUCUUACAACUGAGCUCUGGUGUAUCCUAGUGAUCUGUGAGAUGCUUCUACAACUUAUUUGGAGUUCACUUGUGCCUGAUUGGAUUAAUUUAGCAAAAUCAAGAGGAUCUACACCUUUCUGUGUAGCUCACAGCUGAUGGGAGUUUGACAGUGUGAAACCUAAAGCACUGGGUUGAGAGACUUGUCUGUAGAUGCAUGAAACUGGUUCAUUUCAAGGCACAGAAAUGCGAAAAGAUACAAAAAAAAACCUGCAGCAUUAAAAGUGUCUAAAUGCACUGCAGGACAGGAGAGUGAGGACAUUACCAUUCUAUACUGGAAGAGGUUUAGAACAGACUACCCAGAUCUAGCCACACAAGAAAAGUGAGUAAUCAGGGAUGAAAAAACGGGAUCAGAAGGGUUACCAGUAACUAUGGUAACUAUGAAUGAGAUCCAUAAUUUAUUUGUAAAGACAGGAGAGCCUUAGAAGGACAACCAUCGAUGCAGCCCUACACCCGAGUAGGCCUUUAUUCUAUUCUAUUCUAUUCUAUUGUACAGUCAUUUAGCAGACGCUUUUAUCCAAAGCAACUUACAUUUGAGAGUAAGAACAACACAAGCAAGAAUUCAAACAAGAUGGGACAUAAUAAUUAAGUGGUAGUCAGGUGCUGUCAUGUAGUGCUAGAGGCAGUGCAAAUUUUUUUUAUUUUUUUUUUAUGUUAGACAGAAAUUAUUCCUCAUUCCUCAUUUGACUGCUUAUUAAAAUUUAGCCAAAAAGAACCUGAAUGACUCAGAACAUAAAGAGAAUAUAGUCUGGUCUGAAUGAAAGAUUUAAAUAUUUGACUAAAAUUCACAACAGUGAAUGUGGAGAAAACGAAUUACUGAGCAUUACUUCAUUAAUAUCAUCCUUACAGUUAAACAUGGCAUUGGCAGCAUCAUUCUGCAACAGGACUGGAAGAGUAGGUAGAAUAGGGGCAAAGGCCAAUCCCAAGCUGCAAUCCUGGGAUAAAACAUUUUCCACAAAAUCCCAGGCUAUGGCUAAUGUUUACAUUUAACAAGACAACCGGCUAAACAAUCAAUGAAGAAAAUUCAGUAGUGACCUCAUGAAAACUUUGGAAAGAUUCUGUGGACUUUAUAGCAAUCAAGUUUCUCUAGAAAGACCUAAAACAGGCUGAACACCAUUGCUCACCAUACAGUCUGACUGACCUUAAGGUUUCUGCCAAGAAGAAUAGAAGAAACUUGGAGGGGUGUGCUAAGUUUGUAGACUUGAAGCAGCCAUUAUAUCUAUAAAAUUGUUGGUGGAAAAUUGUGUCUGGAGUGCUGAGGAAAAAAAAUGUGUUUAAAAUCAUUUUAAAACAAAAGAACUGGGGGAAACUUAAAGGGUCCAUUAUCUGCACUAUAUUAAGUACUUGGAAUCCAAUUAACAUAUCUUCAGACUCAAAUAUUCUAGUGUAUUUGAUGUGUAAAUCUGAUUAACCUCCAGGAUUUCCUUGGGAAAGGAUUAUAUUGGUGCUUAAUGGCAAUUUUAGCCUUAAUUACUAUGUAUGUAUUACAGUAGUAAGUCCCAUGUGAGUAUUGCAUAUGAAGAAUAUUUUGUAUGGAUUAGAACAGUCUAAAAGGCAUUUAUUUUCUUCAAAUUUUACUUGUUUACUUUGGGGUGAAUUAUUUUGCAAUAAAUUUACUCUGAAUGUCAGGGUUUAUCAUAUUGGUAAGUAGGAACAAACUUGCUUCCCCAUAUAAUCGUGUUAGAAAUGGCAAGCUCUAAUGAUGAUUUAUGUCUGAAAAUUGUGUUGCUUUAUUAACAUACUAUAUUUCAGCAAUAACAAUAUAAAAAACCACUUUGGAAUACAGACUGCAAGGUUAGAAAGAGGUUUUAAAAAAUUACAUUUAUGUUAUAUUAACACAAUUCCAUUAAAUCAAAAAUAAGUAAGAAAUUUGAUUUAUAAACACCAGUGAAGAGCCAGAAAACAGUUAAAGAAAGGCUUAUUGACACAUGAAGGGUUUUGUGCAGUUGUAAACACUGGUGUAAAUUAGUGGGAAAUACACUAUAAUGAAUGAUUGCCUGUUUAUUUAUACCUUACUGUGUAUAUACAUAUACACAGUAAAGUAUACUGUAUACUGUGUGUACAGGGCAUGAUGAACAUGUAUGACUGCUUGGUUGGUUGUGGCCUGUAUAUAGCACCAAUAUAGUAGAAAUAGAAUAAUCUAAGUCAUUAUAACUAUGAAAAGUAUUGUUUCACAUUUCUUGAAUAUUUAUUCUCUAACCCCUGUUUAAUCUCAAGUUGUGUAUACAUAAUCUUCAAUAAAGUUGAGGCUGUAUACAGUCACUGAGAUGUUGGUGAAACAAGUGAUGAAUAUAAGAUUAUGAGAUGUGGUACAAAAUAUACAUGAAAUUAGAUGCUGUUCAAAUAAUCACAAUUUAAUGUUUAUCUAAUUAUACAUCCUACAUACCUAAAUGGUUUUCAUAGCAACAUAUAGCUAUGCAUGGUUUUGGCGUGCUUAUGAAGCCUCUUCACCUUGCAAAUUUGUUUGUGGAUUAUCACUGAAACAUGAUGUGAAUUCACCUUUUGUGCCCAUUUACCUCAAAGAUUUUACAUUUUUGAGAUUAAAUAAAGACAUGAAGCUGCCACUA
Molecule: messenger RNA, 6902 nt
Organism: Melanotaenia boesemani (Boeseman's rainbowfish)
Lineage: Eukaryota; Metazoa; Chordata; Actinopteri; Atheriniformes; Melanotaeniidae
Gene: osbp2a
Product: oxysterol binding protein 2a
Exons: 14
Coding region: 315-2543 (742 amino acids)
Cellular component (GO): intracellular membrane-bounded organelle; membrane; cytosol
Molecular function (GO): cholesterol binding
Source: RefSeq, a predicted model, not a curated record